AGCUACUAUUCUUUCAUUUCUCUAUCAGAGUGAUAUUAUGCCUAAAUUCGUCACCCAGCUUAACAAUUACUUCCAGGCUCGGGGCGAUACCAGUGUUCUAAGUUAUCAAGAGUCGGUCGUCGGGCCCUCCGACAGGGCCGAGUGGACUGUUGUUUGCAAAGUAUCUGGUGAAAUCAAAGGGAUAGGCGUGGCUCCUUCCAAAUCUGCUGCUAAGGAAAUGGCAGCUAAGCAAGCGCUUCAUGGCCUCGGUGUAGCUUAAUCAGCCUGCGUCUAAUAGGAACUUUUUGACUGUAUAAAUAAUCUAUGUACGGGCUUCGUUACAAUAAUACCUGUGUUUAUCCUCGGC
Desarmillaria tabescens is the source of this 346-nucleotide messenger RNA. RefSeq lists its product as uncharacterized. Lineage: Eukaryota; Fungi; Basidiomycota; Agaricomycetes; Agaricales; Physalacriaceae. The transcript has 5 exons. The coding region runs from base 38 to 259 and encodes 73 amino acids. The record is from RefSeq and is a predicted model, not a curated record.